Molecule: messenger RNA, 1835 nt
Organism: Carassius auratus (goldfish)
Lineage: Eukaryota; Metazoa; Chordata; Actinopteri; Cypriniformes; Cyprinidae
Product: tripartite motif-containing protein 16-like
Exons: 6
Coding region: 42-1682 (546 amino acids)
Molecular function (GO): zinc ion binding; protein binding
Source: RefSeq, a predicted model, not a curated record
AUUAUCAUUUCAUACUUUUUGCUACAACAGAAAACAACUAAAUGGAAGGGCUCUUGGAUUCAGAAGAGUUUUGCUGUUCUAUUUGCCUGGAUUUGCUGAAAGAUCCAGUGGCCAUUCCAUGUGGCCACAGCUACUGCAUGGGAUGCAUUAAUGAUUAUUGGAAGAAAAAUGAUCAUUUGGGGACCUUCACCUGUCCUCAGUGUGCACAGACGUUUAGCCCUAAGCCUGUUUUGAACAGAAAUACCAUACUGGCAGAUAUGGUGGACAAGCUGAAGAAACUGGAACUUCUGGGCAACUCUCACAUUUACGACAACUGCAUUCCAGGUGAUAUGACCUGUGACUUCUGUACAAGUGUCAAACAAAAAGCUGUGAAGAGUUGUUUGGUUUGUUUGGCAUCAUACUGUCAAAACCACCUUCAAGCUCACUACAAGUCUCCUGCCUUGAAGAAACACAAGCUGAUCGAAGCCUCGGUGAACCUGCAGGAGAAGAUCUGUCCUCAACAUGACAAAUAUUUGGAGAUGUAUUGUCGAACUGAUCAACAAUGCAUAUGCCUUUUGUGUGUGAUGGAUGACCAUAAAGGUCACGAUACAGUACCAGCAGCUGUGGAAAACACAAAGAAACAGAAAGAACUAGGCAUAACACGGCAGAAAUACAAGCUCAAAAUCCAUGCUAAAGAGAAGGACCUACUGGAGCUCAAACAAGCUGUAGAUGCCCUCAAAAGCUCUGCACAGACUGCUAUAGAAAAUGGUGAACAGAUCUUCACUGAGUUGAUCCAGUCUAUUGAGAGGAGGAGGAGUAAAUUCAGAGAUCUGAUCAGAGAUCAAGAGAGAGCUGCGGAGAGCAUGUUGCAGACACUGGAACAAGAAAUCACGGAGCUCAAACAAAGAGAUCAUGAGCUUGAGGUGCUGCUGAAGUCUGAAGAUCAUCUCCAUGUUCUUCAGAACUGUCAUUCCUUCUCUUCUGGCCUUCCUGACCCACCAUUCACAAUAGCUACACUCUCAGAUUUUGGCAAGGUGAACGAUGCAGUAUCUGCUCUAAAGAAGAGGCUUGAAGAUGUCUUUAAAGGGGAAUGGCUGAGGAUCUAUCAAGCAGCAAGAUCAAUGAAGAUCCUUCACUGCACAGUGCCCAAAAUUAGAUCAGAGUUCCUGCACCAUUCCUGCCCGCUUCAACUAAAUCCUUUAACAGCCCACAAGGACCUUUAUUUGUCCAAGGGAAACAGGGAAGUGGCCGUUCGGAGCCGAGUGCAGUCCUGUCCCGAGCACCCGGAGCGCUUUGAUUACUGGUGCCAGGUGCUAGGCACGGAGGGCCUGACAGGCUGCAGCUACUGGGAGGUGGAAUGGAGUGGGAUGGGGGUAAACAUUGCUGUCGCAUACAAAAACAUUGCCAGGAAAGGGGAAAGCAGUGAAGCUCACUUCGGUCACAAUGACAAAUCCUGGAGUUUGUUCUGCUGCAGGAAAGGUUAUGCUUUCUGGCACAAUGGGAUUGUCAGUAAGAUCUCAGAGCCUGGCUUGUCAAAGAUAGGCAUUUAUUUGGAUCAUAAGGCCGGGACACUAGCGUUUUACAGCAUUGAUGACUCUAUGACACUCCUCCACAGAGUUCACACCACAUUCACACAGCCUCUCUACCCUGGCUUUGAGUUUUCAUGCUAUGACGCCUCAAUCAAGUUGUGUCAGUUGGAGUAAAGGAAAAAGGGUUGGCCCAUUUGGCAUUGAUAAUUGAAGAAUGGGAAAAAUAUAUAUCAAAAUAUACAAGAUAUAAAAUAUACAAUACAUUAGUAAAGAAAUAAGAAUAAAGAAAUUCAGUAAUAUUUGUACAAUUAUAGCGGGCUUGCUUCU